AUGAAGUACAUGCACUGUCUUCGCGAAGGAUUGGAGCUCCCAGAGUUAGACCAAGGCAUUGCUUUUCCAGGGAUGGACUCUAUUGAGAAAGUUCUUGAGUUGGUGAAGAUUCUACAGUUAGAUGCUUACGAUGAUGGUAUUUUCAGUCAUGAAAAAGCGCAACAGCCAGAUGUAUGGCGUGCACGUGAUGAGUCAUUUGCUAGAAAGGAAAAGGAUACACACUGCAAAAAGAAACAUGGAAAAGGUGCACCUCCUCCUGAGGAUUCUUUUGUACCUAUGGAUGACGGUCUGUUUCAUAUGUUGAAUGUCAAUGGGAAGGUGGAGAGUUUAUUUACAGAGCAGCCCCCUGGUCCUGAACUGAAACUGGGUCAAGGGCAUGGGCGGUUUUCAAAUAAAGCAAAAGUUAGUUCUCCAAGCUGCUACGCUAGAAGGAAGAUGAGCACCCAAGGAUGGGACAACAAGAUUCUUCAUCUGAAAAGGUCUAUUUUGGAUAUGCCAAUGGACAAAUUGCUGCAUACCACCUUGGCGAGAAGACAAGUGCAAAUGCCCAUGAGGCUUCAUGUCAGCAUCAUAAAUACCUCAAAAAAUGAAAAGUUCUUUACAAAAACGACUACAUGGACAACCCAGAAGUGCUGUCCUUAUCGUUACCUCCCCAAAGACAAUAUAAAGGUUUUGGGUAUUGGAGGAACUGCGGAAUUUAUAGGUGAAAGAAUUAUACAAACCAGAAUGGUCAACAAAAGAAUGGCCAUGCUCAGGCCUUUGAUUCUCGGUAUGCACAUGGUGCAGACCUGCCCGCGGUGGCCAGGAAUGUUUCGAGCUGCUAACAGCAAAGGACACAAUGUUUUGCAUCGGUUUAUUCUAAGCCCGCAGAGUCCUGCACAAGGUGAAGUUGGGAGGUAA
Messenger RNA from Triticum turgidum subsp. durum (durum wheat), 900 nucleotides. NCBI's taxonomy places the organism in Eukaryota, Viridiplantae, Streptophyta, Magnoliopsida, Poales, Poaceae. The record is from the annotation of a GenBank genome assembly.